AUGGUGAAAACUGAGACUGUUGAUUCAAAAGACAUAUCAAUUACGAAGAUGUUAAUUAUUUAUAUAAAGUAUCGAAAGGCAGAAACCAGGUUUCAUAAAACCGUUUUUGCUGGCAUGGUAAAGGUAACAGCCUGUGACAGCCAAUCAAUUUUCAUGGCAAUCAAAGUUUUAUACACAAAACAAAUAAGAUUUAAAAAAAUAAUUAUGUUCAAAUCGGAUGGUGCAUCAGUUAUGUUAGGCAAAAAGAAUGGAGUUGCUGCGCUGAUUCGUGCUGAGGUUCCGCAUCUUACUGAAAAACAUUGUAUAGCGCAUAGAGAAGAUCUUGGUAAUGAAGUGAGAUGGGUGUCGAGACUGUUGCAGUAA
This is a messenger RNA of Helobdella robusta, 363 nucleotides long. RefSeq lists its product as hypothetical. The record is from RefSeq and is a predicted model, not a curated record. Lineage: Eukaryota; Metazoa; Annelida; Clitellata; Rhynchobdellida; Glossiphoniidae. The transcript has 2 exons. The coding region runs from base 1 to 363 and encodes 120 amino acids.